AUGACAACAGAAACAACUCCUGUUUCUUCUUCAGAAACAACAGAACACCCCCAAUUUGUUGUUUUUGAAUUACCCACAGUCUUUAACCCUUUGACAAUUCCAAAAACUUCAAUUCCAAUUGAAUGGACUAAAAGAGGGGGAACAACAACAACUACAACCCCUUUUUCACCUUUCAAUAACAAAAAUAGUCUAGUUCCUUUUUUGCCUAUGGGUGGACAUAAAAGAUUAUUAGGACAACAAAUAAAUGAGGUUGAAGAAGCAACAGAAAGUAAACUUAGCUUUACUCUUGUACAACUAAAAAAUUGUAAUAAAAAUAUUCCUUUUAUAGUAAAGAAGAAUGAGGAAGAAGAAAAAAAGGAAGUAAAUGAGGAGGGAAAAGAAGAAAAAUUAAUUUUUGACACAACAAAAAAGACUACCCAAAGCAACAACGAUCGUUGUCAUCGUCGACUUCUUUUCGAUAACCCCCUAUUCAGAAAACUUCCAAAUUGGCACUUUUUUGGAGACGAUCGUCGACUAACACCAAUUCCUCUAACUAUCCCUCUUCUUACAAUACCUGUUGAAAGAACUUUGCUAUCAGUUGCUCCAAGCGUUAGUUGGACUAGACAAAUAAUUUUGUUGGGAUUGUUGGACAUAAAAGGUAUUAUUGAAGCAGAGAGAGCAGCGUUUUUACCUUUAGAAGAGGAAUAUGAAGAAGAGAAAAACGACAUUAAUUGUUUACCCAGCUUAGUUUCUUCCACAAAAACAACAAUUUAUUCGUCUAGCGAAUCAGAAACAGAAGAGCCUUUACCGCCCGACAGUGUUUGUUGUUGUCCUAGCAGCAGUUCGGGUGUUGAGUCGAUGUAUUCGGGUGAAACAGAGACGGGGACAUCUACACCCCCAACAAGAACAAGAAGUAGCGGCACAAAUACUCCAACAACACAAGAACCAACAAAACUAGAAAAUGAUUGUUUUGAAGAAGAAGAUUCGGAAAUUGUUGAUGACGACCAAGCAGGUAGCAGCAGUGCUGCCAAUUCUGCAACUUCAAGUACCCCAAACUCUCCUCUAACAUUUGAUAGAAGAAUUGUUAGAAUGAGUAGAGCUACUCGAAAUGCCGUUCUAAGACUUUCAAUAUCUCGACGUUAUUGUGAAGAAGAAGAAAAGGAUGAGGAAGAUGAUGAGGGGAAAUAUGAGGAAGAAAAUUCUGGUAAAUAUUGUUGUAACAAAAAUAGGGGGAGGGAAUGGAGGAAUAUAAAAUUUUUUUAG
This is a messenger RNA of Meloidogyne enterolobii, 1242 nucleotides long. Lineage: Eukaryota; Metazoa; Nematoda; Chromadorea; Rhabditida; Meloidogynidae. The record is from the annotation of a GenBank genome assembly.